AUGGAUUUCUACGCGCAGAACGCGACGUCGGCGCUGCCCGCGUGCGUCGGGGCGCAGCGGAGCCGGAGCGCUGUCGUGAACGGGAGCGCGGAAGCCGGAAACGCCACCUGUGGCGGCGGCGACGCCGCGUCCGCCGCCCUCGCGCCGCCGCGCGGUGCGCCCAAAGAUGAGGACCACACACUCCGGAUCCUGCUCUACUCGCUCAUCUUCCUGCUGAGCGUCAUUGGCAACUUGCUGAUUAUCGUGGUGCUGACGGUGAACAAGCGCAUGCGCACCGUCACCAAUACCUUCCUGCUGUCCCUGGCGGUUAGCGACCUGAUGAUGGCUGUCUUCUGCAUGCCCUUCAACCUCAUCCCCAGCAUCCUCAAGGACUUCAUCUUUGGAGCCGCCAUGUGCAAGAUAGUGGCCUACCUGAUGGGCAUAUCGGUGAGCAUUUCCACGUUUAGCUUGGUUGCCAUAGCAAUCGAGCGCUACAGCGCCAUCUGCAACCCUCUGAAGUCCCGGGUGUGGCAGACCCGUUCCCAUGCCUACCGAGUGAUCGCCGUCACGUGGGUGUUGGCCUUCAUCAUAAUGACCCCCUAUCCCAUAAUCAGCCACUUGGACGGCUAUCAGCGACCCGACAACACCACGGCGCACCGCUGUCGCCACAAGUGGCCACGCGUGAAGGCGGAGCAAACCUGGUACAUGCUGGUGUUGCUGGUUUUGUUCGUGAUCCCGGGGGUGGUGAUGAUCGUGGCGUACGGACUCAUCUCCAGAGAGCUUUAUAAAGGCAUCCAGUUUGAGAUGGGUCAGAAGAAGGAAUCCACCGGUGUGAAGAACGGCCUGAGCACCGCCACGUCCAGCGGCAACGACGACGGGGACGGCUGUUACGUUCACACCGUUCAGCGGCCUCACUCCAUGGAGAUGUCCACUCUGAGCGCUUCAUCGGCCGGGGCGGCCAAGGCGAAGCGGCCACGCACCAACACCACGGAGGCCAAGCUAGAGGCCAAGAAGCGAGUGAUCCGCAUGCUGGUGGUGAUUGUGGUGCUGUUCUUCCUCUGCUGGAUGCCCCUCUACUGCGCCAACACCUGGCGGGCCUUCGAUGUCAAGUCCGCCGAGCAGGCCCUCUCGGGAGCGCCGAUCUCCUUCAUCCAGCUUCUGUGUUACACGUCGGCGUGUGUCAACCCCAUCAUCUACUGCUUCAUGAACACGCGCUUCCGCAAGGCGCUGCUCGCCACGUUCUCUUGUUGCGCCGCGCCCUGCCGGCGUCGACGCCAUGGGCAGCGGGACAACGAAGAGGAUGUUAUGGUGACAGGGGCGUCCAUGUCUAAGUUCAGUUACACAACAGUCAGCACCAUGGGAAACUGCUAA
Molecule: messenger RNA, 1350 nt
Organism: Lampris incognitus (smalleye Pacific opah)
Lineage: Eukaryota; Metazoa; Chordata; Actinopteri; Lampriformes; Lampridae
Gene: cckbrb
Product: cholecystokinin B receptor b
Exons: 5
Coding region: 1-1350 (449 amino acids)
Biological process (GO): neuropeptide signaling pathway
Cellular component (GO): membrane
Molecular function (GO): gastrin receptor activity; neuropeptide receptor activity
Source: RefSeq, a predicted model, not a curated record